Messenger RNA from Misgurnus anguillicaudatus (oriental weatherfish), 5202 nucleotides. RefSeq names its product zinc finger and BTB domain containing 47b (gene zbtb47b). Lineage: Eukaryota; Metazoa; Chordata; Actinopteri; Cypriniformes; Cobitidae. Gene Ontology annotation, biological process: regulation of transcription by RNA polymerase II. Gene Ontology annotation, cellular component: nucleus. The record is from RefSeq and is a predicted model, not a curated record. Gene Ontology annotation, molecular function: RNA polymerase II cis-regulatory region sequence-specific DNA binding; DNA-binding transcription activator activity, RNA polymerase II-specific.
AGUCGUUGUCGGUGAGGAGAUUCCUGAGCAUUAUUUGCUGCAUAAACUCUGCAGUAAACUCCUGGUGUCUCCUACUUCACUGAAAAUUUUGGAAAGCUCAAGCUCGUAGUGGAGACGACUGCUGACGCACCUUUGAGUUUUCUACGGUGGAGAAUGCAACACUUUAAUUUACCCAUUUAAUGGACAAGCUGAAUGGACAUCAUCUCUACCAGCCUCACCAGUGCAACGCGGACCUUGUUCUGGAGUCCCUCUGUAUAUUUCUCACCAACAAGGGUGUGCUGGCUUCUCAUAUCAUCUUUCACCAGACCCUCCUCUCCCAAAACAGACAGUUAUGCCACAUAAACCUGGCUUUUGAUGUGUUUAUUAGCCAAGGCUUAAAGAAGAUUACCAACAUCUGUACUUCCAGGCUUCUGGUGAGUUGUGUCCUGCAAGCAAUCAUCAUCCUCCAAAUGAGUGAUCUGGAUAGUUCCUGUCACAAGCUACUCGGCAGCCAGUCGCUCGACUCAGAAAUGACUGAAUCGGAGGAACAAGGCAAUGUUUCGUUCAAUGACACAUACAGAGAGAUCAAACUGAAAGAGCUUGAAAAAAUGUACACAAUGCAAGGAAAUGGCACUUUGUCACUGGUUGUAGACGACAGUGAGGUCAGUAAGACAGCACACUUUUCAGUAUCCCCGAAGCAUUCAUCUAGUGUCCAGGCACACCAUCCCAACCCUCACUUCAGUGAAGCAGGACUUCAGGACUGUUCUGUGUCCUUUAACAGAGAACAAAUAAUUGUGGAGGUCAAUCUCAACAACCAGACUUUAAAUGUAUCUAAGGGAUCCGAUGGCAAAGGCAUCACAUCAAGCACCACAGCGCUCCAUCACGGCAACGUUCCUGGUAUGGAGGAGGGUAAAGAACAAGAUGAUAAUGAAGAUGCUGCUGAGGAAGAAGAAGAAGAGUAUGACCAUGAAAAUGAAGAAAUGGAAAACCAUAGCGAUGAAGAAGAUGAGGAAGAAAACAACCUCAACAUUCCAGAGGUGGGACACGCCAGCAUGGAAAAACCUCGACAUGCUUCAAGAUUACCAACAGGUAUGAAAGCAACCAUCGCCAUGAGAAAGACGCUAAUCAGCAGUGUGCUAGCAGACCGAGAGGAGGGGAAGAGGAGGAGAGAGCAGGAGAGUUUGGGUCAAAAGGUGAAACUCGAAGAAAAGCAGCAUUUUUCCUGUAAGAAAUGCCCUCGUGUUUUUAACAACCGCUGGUACUUGGAGAAGCACGUGAACGUGACUCACAACCGCAUGCAGAUCUGCAAUAAAUGCGGCAAGCGGUUUUUACUGGAGAGCGAGCUGCUGCUGCACCAUCAGACAAACUGUGAGAAAAGCAUACAGUGCGUGACCUGUGGAAAAGCUUUCAAAAAGCUGUGGUCCUUACACGAACACAACAAGAUUGUCCACGGAUAUGCAGAAAAGAAGUUCUCAUGUGAAAUCUGUGAAAAGAAGUUUUAUACGAUGGCCCAUGUCCGGAAACACAUGGUUGCUCACACAAAGGACAUGCCAUUCACCUGUGAGACAUGUGGGAAGUCUUUUAAACGCAGCAUGUCUCUUAAAGUGCACUCGCUUCAGCAUUCUGGAGAAAAACCCUUCAAGUGUGAGAACUGCAGUGAAAGGUUCCAGUACAAAUACCAGCUGAGAUCACACAUGAGCAUCCACAUCGGACACAAGCAGUUCAUGUGCCAAUGGUGUGGGAAAGACUUUAACAUGAAGCAGUACUUUGAUGAACACAUGAAGACUCACACUGGAGAGAAACCGUAUAUUUGUGAGGUCUGUGGUAAGAGCUUCACAAGCCGGCCCAACAUGAAACGACACCGUCGCACUCACACGGGCGAGAAGCCGUACCCCUGUGACGUCUGCGGCCAGCGUUUCCGCUUCUCCAACAUGCUCAAAGCCCACAAGGAGAAAUGCUUCCAGGUCAGCAACCCCAUGGUACCCGACCCCAUCUCUUUGGGUCUGGACCCCACAUCAACCGACUUAGACACACCAGCCAAUCAGAUACCCAGCCAGCGCUUGACCCCUCCCAGUGAGGCGUCUAGUCUCUACCAGGUCAAGUCUCUCUCGCUUCCCUUCGGACACAUCCCAUCGUAAGUGUCUCUCCUCAACCGCCCCUGUUUUGACUGAAAGGGUUAACUCCAGUAACAACUAAUCGUCGAUUAUUGUUUUAUUGGAUGAAACCCAAGCUUACAGUAGCUGACUCCACGUGAGAUUUGUGAUUUACAUCAAAUGUAAAUCGCUGCGCAAGGGGUUUCCAAACAGACCGAGCGAAGUCCAAGACUGUCGACGGGUGUUUGAACACUGAAUAUUCCUUGGAAACUGUGCAAAUGUUCACUUAUCUUAUUCUCAUAGAGAUAUUUUAUAUACUGCUCAAAUAAGCUUCUCGUAUUACAUAAAGAAAACAAUGUGCUCAUCAUUUUUGUUGAUGCGUGUUGUAUUUUGUGUGAGCCACAGGUUUAGCGUUUACCUUUUUACAUCCUUUGGCUAUAGAUUUUUAUGCUUUGUCGAGAUUAGGACACUCACUGGCAAUAAGAGAUAAAUACAGUAUAUCUGUCUGGUGUGAACAUUGCAAACUCAGAAUAGCUUUUAAGACAAAUGUAGCAGAUGUCUCCCCCACCAUAACCAAAUCCAGAUAAGUUGCAGUAAUAUAAUCCUGUUAGCCAAUAUUACUAAAUACGCUACUUAACUAAACAUGAUACGUGUAUAAUCACUCCAGCACCUUAUUUUUGCAGCAAGCCUAGAUGUAUUUAUAUUUUCUCGUCAUUCUGUAUAUUCGGAGAGGUACAGUCUGUGCAGGGCACAGGUUAAAGAAUUGGUUUAAUGUAGCACAGGCCCUUAAGGAUAUAUAGGAUGCUUAAAGGAACCUUUAUUCAUUUAAAAAAUAUAAAGAAAGAUGUUUCACAAUUCUUUUUUUUUUUGUUCAAAAGUUACCAAGCACUUUACUCUGUGUUGGCCAUAUACUGUAUGUAAUGGCAAAAAUCCUUAAAAAAAAAGCCUAAACCACUUUCUUUUAUUGAAAAGGUGUUUUGUUGCAAUGUUAAAUUUGGAUAAACGAUGGGGUGUGUUUGGUUUAAAAAUAUGUUUAAAUAUUUGAAAUGCUUUAUGGUACACCAAGUUUUUAGUGAUAUUUUUGUUGUCAUGUGAAAACACUUUCACGUUUACUUCACGUUUAGUUGGAAAAACUAAAAGGUGAUGAGUAGCUAUCGUACACUCAGAAAAAGGUACAAAAGCCAUCGCUGGGGUGAAAAUACAUAUCUGGCACUUAUUAGGACCUUUUUAAAGGAUACUGUCCUCCUAGGGAAAGCUUUUGUACCUUUUUUGUCAGUGCACAUUUAUACCCAGUGUACCAUAUGUUUUUUACAUCAGUUUUAAUAUUAGAAAUAUGCCAAAAAGGCUUUUUGUUUAUGAUAAAUGAUGGCCUUUUGUGCAAUGUGGGUAUCUUGUUUGCCACACUCCCCAAUAAAAAGGUACAAAAGUUGUCACUGGGAUGGUACCUUUUUAAAGGUCCUAUAAAGUACCAUUUUGGUACAGAUAUGUACCUUUUAUAUGUGUACUUUUUGAAAAGGUACCACCCCAGUUUUGGACCUUCUUGUACCUUUUUCUGAGAGUGUGUCCUUUUGAGAAGCCACAUAGACUCUGAACAGACUGAAGAUUCAUAAAGAGUUGAUAGAUAAUAUAUAGCCUACAAUUUCUUAAGCCACUUACAAAAAGGAUUUAUAUACACAAAGCAGACAUAGUUAAAGUAAUUACACUUAACUCUAGGAGCAGUAAACUGUAGUAGCUAUAAUAGGAAUUACCUAAUAUUUAUACACAAAAAAUAUACAUAUUUAUAGCUAUUGAAACAUAAUAGUCUGUAAAUAAAUUAAUGUAGCUGUUGUCAGUUUCUGUUCAAUUUUUUUUCCUUGUUUAUAUUCUACAGAGUCAAAUGAAUAUGAUGAGAUGCAAAGGUCAGCAUUAAUAAAAACAUUUAAUAAACUUUUAAACUAAACUUUCUGCUCUACAUCUUGAACCUUGUUAUAGGCUACAUACAGUACUUUAGUUAAGAGUCAUGUUAUUAAGUUAAAAAAACCUUUUCCAGAACAAGUGGUUUGAAAUGGUUCCUAAUAUUUCUUUAGGGCGUAAACUGUUGGAUUUUUUGAAAUUCGGUGAGUGGUUGGUAAAGUUUAUAUUAGAUUUGUUAGGAUCGGACUGACAUUGUAAGUCAGUUUUGCCUUAAGCGUUUAAAAGAGAUUUGCCAUGGUCUCGAAUGUGACAAUUAAAAAUACCUUUGCACUUUGGCAGACAUAAAUAAAAUAUAAAAUAAAAAGUUGUUUUAAUGCAGAAAUUGUUAAUAUAUUGCAAUAAUGUUGUGCCAGAUGAAGAUUGUGUAAGCCUUUUAGUCUUACAUGGAAAUAACUUUGCCACGGAUUGACCCCUGAUGUUAGUGUUUUGUGUCAUGCUGCACCUUAUGCCCACCUUAUUUUAAUAGAGUUUACAGACCUGUUUGUAUCAGUCUUUAAUGCUGUUCUUAAUAUACUUAAGUGUUGCAUCUGUUUUUGUUCAAAUUUAAAUACUAAAGUAAUGAUUUUGGCUUUGGAAUAUGUUAAGAUUUGUUGAAAUAUUGAAAACUUCUUUCCUAAACUACUUUCCUAAAAGGUUUUUUAUUAUGCAAAACAUGCACAUGCAAUAUUUGCUUUAUGGUCUUAACAAAAGGUGAAUUACCACAAAAUUCUUUAUUUGUGCACUUUAUGUGGAUAUUUAUGUUGUGAUAAAGGUUUUGUUAAAAAUACUGCAGAAUGAUUCAGCAGUUUUGUUAAGUCCAAAUGUGUUUCCUUUUCUUUGUUUUUUUUUUAAAUGUGAAGUCAUAUGACAUCUUAACUGAAGGCUUAAUAGACCUUUGUUUCUGAAGUUGUUGUAGUACACCAUUAAAAUUUAUUUUAAAAUUUUUGCACAUCCAGAAAAUUGUUUUUAUAUAGUUAUAAAGCGGAAUAAAUUAUCAAAGCAUUUAAAAGUUCAACUUUUUUACAUUUUAAGAGUUUAUUAUUCCUGGUUUGCUGCUUAUUGAAAAAUACUUGUGUUCUUAUUGCUUUUGUAAAAAAUCAGUACAUUUGUGUUUUUUUAGUUGUUUUUUAAAAUUAUAUAAGACAAUCUUAUAGGGGAAUUUGUCAUCAAGUUUGUUACGCCGUGUGAUAUUUUAUAG